UUUCUCUCAAAUAGCGAGGGCCCUCCCCCAGUGGCUCCACCGUAGAGGUGACCUGAUCCCUGAGGUUCGUUUUGCAGGGGCCGUAAUUCUCCGCGCAGUUCCGAAUCAUGCCUGAGCCAAUCAGAGUCCUUGUGACUGGAGCAGCUGGUCAAAUUGCAUAUUCACUGCUGUACAGUAUUGGAAAUGGAUCUGUCUUUGGUAAAGACCAGCCUAUCAUUCUUGUGCUGUUGGAUAUCACUCCCAUGAUGGGUGUCCUGGAUGGUGUCCUAAUGGAAUUGCAGGACUGCGCCCUUCCCCUCCUGAAAGAUGUCAUCGCAACAGAUAAGGAAGAAGUUGCCUUCAAAGACCUGGAUGUAGCCGUUCUUGUGGGCUCCAUGCCAAGAAGGGAUGGCAUGGAGAGGAAGGAUUUACUCAAAGCAAAUGUGAACAUCUUCAAAACCCAGGGUGCAGCCUUGGAGAAAUAUGCCAAGAAGUCAGUUAAGGUGAUUGUGGUGGGAAACCCAGCCAACACCAACUGUCUGACUGCCUCUAAGUCGGCUCCGUCCAUCCCCAAGGAGAACUUCAGUUGCUUGACGCGUUUGGAUCAUAACCGAGCUAAAGCUCAGAUUGCUAUUAAACUUGGUGUGACUUCUGAUGAUGUAAAGAAUGUCAUUAUCUGGGGAAACCAUUCCUCAACUCAGUACCCAGAUGUCAACCAUGCCAAGGUGAAACUGCAAGGAAAGGAAAUUGGUGUUUAUGAAGCUCUGAAAGAUGACAGCUGGCUCAAGGGAGAAUUCAUCACAACGGUGCAGCAGCGUGGCGCGGCUGUCAUCAAGGCUCGAAAACUGUCCAGUGCGAUGUCUGCUGCGAAAGCCAUCUGUGACCACAUCAGAGACAUCUGGUUUGGGACCCCAGAGGGAGAGUUUGUGUCCAUGGGUAUUAUCUCUGAUGGCAACUCCUAUGGCGUUCCCGAUGAUCUGCUCUACUCAUUCCCUGUUACAAUCAAGAAUAAGACAUGGAAGAUUGUUGAAGGUCUCCCUAUUAAUGAUUUCUCACGUGAGAAGAUGGAUAUCACUGCAAAAGAACUAACAGAAGAAAAAACAACUGCUUUAGAAUUUCUUUCCUCUGCAUGACUAGACAAUCAUUGUGAAGUUACUAAAUACUCCAAAGCUGAAGAAUCUAAAUGUCGUCUUUGACUCUAGUAUCAAAUAAUAAUGCUAUACUUAAAUCACAUGUGAAACAGAGCACAUUUUAAAGAUUGUGUGCUUCUCGGUACAAAUUUGUGAAAGUUCAUCAUCAUGCUACUAGUGUUGCAUUCUAAAUAAAAUAUAUAUUCAAGUGAA
Messenger RNA from Artibeus jamaicensis (Jamaican fruit-eating bat), 1322 nucleotides. RefSeq names its product malate dehydrogenase 1 (gene MDH1). The record is from RefSeq and is a predicted model, not a curated record. Gene Ontology annotation, cellular component: mitochondrion; cytosol. Gene Ontology annotation, biological process: malate metabolic process; tricarboxylic acid cycle; oxaloacetate metabolic process. The coding region runs from base 108 to 1112 and encodes 334 amino acids. The transcript has 9 exons. NCBI's taxonomy places the organism in Eukaryota, Metazoa, Chordata, Mammalia, Chiroptera, Phyllostomidae. Gene Ontology annotation, molecular function: L-malate dehydrogenase (NAD+) activity.